This is a messenger RNA of Malaclemys terrapin pileata, 4625 nucleotides long. RefSeq names its product zinc finger protein OZF-like. The record is from RefSeq and is a predicted model, not a curated record. Gene Ontology annotation, biological process: regulation of DNA-templated transcription. The transcript is spliced from 5 exons. Lineage: Eukaryota; Metazoa; Chordata; Testudines; Emydidae. The coding region runs from base 233 to 1804 and encodes 523 amino acids.
UGCAACCCACGUUCCUUGCAAGACCCCAGGGCCUCGGCUGCUGCCGCUGGGGACCCCAGAGCCCUGGCUGCAGGCGUGGAAGGAACAUUCCCGCUGCUCCCCGAGAGACUCUCCCAGUGCAGAGACCCCAGCCUGUCCCACUCCCCCUUACUGGGACCCAGAGCCCUGCUCCCAGGCAGAGCCCCACGUGGAGAGAAGAUCAUCCCUACUUCCUAGGGGCCGAGGAAGGGAAAUGGCUGUGGUGGAUCUAGCUCAGAUGCCAGUGACCUUUGAGGAGGUGGCUGUGUAUUUCACUGAGAGGCAGGGGGCUCUGCUGGACCCUGAUCAGAGAGCACUCUACAGGGACGUCAUGCAGGCGAAUUAUGAGAUUGUGACUUCGAUGGGACUCCCCAUUCCCAAACCUGACCUGAUCGCCCUGCUGGAAGCAGGGGAAGAGCCGUGGGUCCCAGAUCACCCAGCCUCCGAGGAAAGGAAGUUUUCAAGAGGCACCCGCACAGCAGGUGAUGAGACAAUGAAUGAGAACGAGGAUGGGAAUCCACUGCAGGAAUGUCCUGAACAAGUGGAACUGCAGGGGACCUUAUUGAAACAAGGUGAAGGGAAUUUUUCCCAGUGCUUGGAACAGAGAAAAGCCUGGAGUAAUUGGCACAGGUCAGAGAGGAAGCUGGGAAACUGCCAAAGGAAUAAAGUGUAUGAAUCUAUUGGAUGUGGGGGAGGAGGCAAGGAUCCCGAAGAAACCACAGUUCAGUGGACAAAUGAGAACGAAAAGAACCCCUAUAAAUGCUUGGACUGUGGGAAAAGCUUCAGUCAUCGCUCAAAUCUGACUAGACAUGGGAGAAUCCACACUGGAGAGAGACUUUAUAAAUGCUUAGACUGUGGGAAAAGCUUCAGUCGGAGCUCAAACCUUAUUAGCCAUAGGAUAAUCCACACUGGAGAAAAACCCUAUAAAUGCUUGGACUGUGGGAAGAGCUUCAGUCAGCGCUCAGGCCUUAUUAACCAUGGCAGAAUCCACACUGGAGAGAACCCCUAUAAAUGCUUGGACUGUGGGAAAAGCUUCAGUCAUCGCUCAAAUCUUAUUAGACAUGGGAGAAUCCACAUGGGAGAGAGACUUUAUAAAUGCUUGGACUGUGGGAAAAGCUUCAGUCGGAGCGCAAAUCUUAUUAGCCAUAGGAUAAUCCACACUGGAGAGAAACCCUAUAAAUGCUUGGACUGUGGGAAGAGCUUCAGUCGGAGCUCAAAUCUUAUUAGCCAUAGGAUAAUCCACACUGGAGAAAAACCCUUUAAAUGCUUGGACUGUGGGAAGAGCUUCAGUCAGCGCUCAGGUCUCAUUAGCCAUGGCAGAAUCCACAUGGGAGAGAACCCCUAUAAAUGCUUAGACUGUGGGAAAAGCUUUAGUCGAAGCUCAAAUCUUAUUAGCCAUAAAAUAAUCCACACUGGAGAGAAACCCUAUAAAUGCUUGGACUGUGGGAAGAGCUUCAGUCAGCGUUCAGGCCUUAUUAACCAUGGCAGAAUCCACACGAGCAAGAACUCCUAUAAAUGCGACUGUGGGAAGAGCUUCAGUCAGUGCUCAGGCCUUAUUAGCCAUGAGAGAACCCACACAGGAGAGAGACCCUAUAAAUGCUUGGACUGUUGGAAAAGCUUCAGUCGGAGCUCAAAUCUUACUGCUCAUAGGAGACUGCACACGGGAGAGAGACCCUAUAAGUGUUUGGACUGUGGGAAAAGCUUCAGUCGGAGGGCACAUCUUAUUAGACACGGGAGACUCCACACUGGUGAGAAACCCUAUAAAUCCGUGGUUCUCAAACUUUAACGACCCGAGGACCCCUCUUUCGAUUUAAAAAUUUUCAUGGACCCCUCCUCCCCCCAAGCCCACUGCUCAGCCACAGGCCCCGCCCCCACUCCACCCCUUCUUCCAAGCCCCCACCCCUGCCCCUCCUCUUCCCUGCCUCUUUCUGUCCCCAUCCCCACUCCUCCCUCUCCCGCCCAGUGCCUCCUGCACACCACUGAACAGCUGUUUUGCGGUGUGCAGGAGGCACUGGGAGGGAGGGGGAGGAGUUGAUCAGCGGGGCCGGCGGCCCCGGACAUGACUCGUUGACCCACUGGAGUACCCUUGCGGACCCCUGGGGCCCAGUUUGAGAAACCCUGCUAUAAAUGCCUGUACUUCAGGAAGAGCUUCAGUAUUGCUCAAGUCUUAAUUAACCAUGAGAGAAACCAUACAGGAGAGAGACCCUAUAAAUGCUUGGACUGAGAUAAAAGCUUCAUUCAGCGCUCAGGCCUUAUUAACCAUGGGAGGAGCCACAUGGGGGAGAGAUCCUAAAAAUGCCUGCAGUGUGAGAAAAGUUUCAAUGCUCCAUCAGCCCUUAUUAUACAUCAGAGAACCCACACAGGAGAAAAUCCCUAUAAAUACUUGGAUUGUGGGAAAAGCUUUAAUCAUUUCAUGUCUGAGAACUCACACAGGAGAUAAAACCUGUAAGUGCCUGCACUGUGGGAAAAGCUUCAGUGAGAGCUCAAAUCUUCUUAUACAUCAGACAAUCCACAUGAGAGAAAUCCCAUAAAUACCUUACUAAACAUUUCAAAUCCACAUGGCACAGUAUCUAUAAAUGCAUCGACUGUGGAAAAAAAAUAAUUUGAAGAUCACAUCAGACAAUCCACAUGGGAGAGAAAAUCCAUAAAUACUUGGACUGUGGAACUAGCUUCAAUAACUUCAGCAAAAGAGUCAUCUGAACUGACACAUUACUCCCCAUCCAAUAAUUCACAGAAGAAAGACUUGAAUGUAUGGGGAAGCUUCAUUUCAUGCUCACACAGCAUCAAGCAUCAGCAAAUUCACAGAGGGAAGAGGCCUCUCAGAUAUCCUUCGCAUGGAAAAAAGGUUCAGUUGGAGUUAACACCACAUUGGGCAUCAGAGAUUCCUCCACAUAGGAGAGAAAUUCUCUCAGUGCCAUGACUAGGACUGGACGUAGUAAAAACUCCAUUUCCUAAUUCCCACACACAGUGGCAUUUGACUCCCAGGUAACCAGCUGCCCAUCUCUGGGGUCAGGUUCCAGCAGCAGCUGACCCUGAGCUGUUCAGGGACCCUCUGGCUUUGCCUAGUCUAAGCUAACCCCAGGCAGAGGUGGAGGAGAAGUCCUUAUCAGCCCCUCCUCCCUGCUGCAGUCCUGGCUGCUGAACUGAUGGACCUUUCUGCCUCCUGCUCACCCGCUGUGGGAAGGGAGAGAGAAACUCCUCCAGAAGCUCCCUCUGCCUGAAUUAAGUUAUACCCUCUCCCUUCCCUGAUAUGAUGCCCCUCUCAUGGAGACUAGGAGAGGGAUACUUAGGCCAGGCCCUAAAUUCACUAUGGACACCUGUCCCCAUCCCCAUUUUCCUGCAACCCCGGGGCUGGUUUCCCCCACUUACCUGGAGCUGGUACCUGGAGAGUGAGUAACCCUGGGGCUGACAACUCUUCCCCUCCCUAAAUCCCCGAAGGUGCUGGGUUCCAGGGAUUUAAAUAUGAAGGGACCAGGAGGGAUGGGUUUUGGGGAGGAAACUGGGGGAUUGAAUGGUUGGGUCUGUUGGAUGUGGAAGCAGAAGGUGUUGGGUGCCAGGCAGAUCGUAUGUUAGGGAUCAUGGGAUAAGAGAGGAGAAUACGGGGAAGAGAGGUGCUGCUUCUUAUCACUCACCCCCUCUGCCCCUUUUCCCUGCCCCCUUUGCAUUUAGAAAGCACCAAUAGCUUACUUUGACAGGAUAUUGCACAGCUUUAUUGAGGACUUAAGGAGACAAAAGAUCUUUUGCCAGAAGAGUCCUUUUUUAUUUUAUUUAACCUUUCUUUUCCCUUUGUCAUGAGAUUUUUGUGUUGUGUGAACAAUGAAAACUAUCAAUAUCUCUCAGCACAAACACCAAGGGUGAGUGCUAGAUUCAUACUCCAAGAGGCCGAGACUGAACAGGGCAUGGAGUUGCUACCUGAUCUCUACAGGGAUGUGAGAUAGAGUCAGGAGGGGGUGAGGGGAACAGAGCUGGGAAACUGCAGACUUUUCUCUUGAGAGCCAGACAGCUGAGGCUGAGAACUGUGAACUUGCUGCACCAAUACCAGAGAGAGACAGGAAUUGCCCUGUGAGUACUGAGUGAAGCCAUCCCUGAAAUCUAAAGCAUUACAAAUGAUGCCCCAAGAGGAGUGAUAAGGGGAAGAUGCAGAAUCUCCAGAUUACUGAGAGGAUGGGUCUGGGCAGAGACAAGAAGGAGAAAAGUAAACAGGCCUGGGCUAGCCUUAAAGCCAGGCUAACCCCCAUCAUAGAGGCCAGAGGGAAACAAGGAGCAUGACAGCCCAGCUGGUCACUCCCUCCCCAUCUAUCAGUGUAUUCUGUGUGGGGAUGACAGAUGUUGUCUUCCCCACACUGUACCCCUCUAAUCUCAGCUCCUUGGAUUCCCUGCUCUCGGAGUGUUUGCUUUGUGCCUGGGUCCCAGCAUGUCUCCUGGAUUCUCUGCACUUUUCUGCCAGUUUAUAAAUGUUGCUCUACUGCUGGUGCAUGAGGGAUUUGGGUGCAACAAUGUGCUGGCCUGGGGAUGAAAAGUACCGUGCUGAACUGGGCGGGGGAUGGGGAAAGGAGUCUGUCUUUGUUUGUCCUUUGGAAUAAUAAAGUCAAAUUUAUUUUCUCACA